AGUGGGAAGCCCCCAGUUAAGGACAUGUUCACAGAUCUGAAAGAUGGAAGGAAGCUUUUGGACCUUUUGGAGGGUCUGACGGGGAAACCUCUGCCUAAAGAACGAGGUUCCACACGAGUACACGCCUUAAAUAAUGUCAACCGAGUACUGCAAGUCUUGCAUCAGAACAACGUGGAGUUGGUGAAUAUCGGAGGAACUGACAUCGUUGAUGGAAAUCACAAGCUGACGCUGGGGCUGCUGUGGAGCAUUAUCUUGCACUGGCAGGUGAAGGAUGUCAUGAAAAACAUCAUGUCAGAUUUGCAGCAGACCAACAGCGAGAAGAUCCUGCUGAGCUGGGUUCGGCAGUCCACAAGACCUUACAGUCAGGUCAAUGUUCUGAACUUCACCACAAGCUGGACAGAUGGACUCGCCUUUAAUGCUGUCAUUCACAGACACAAACCUGAGCUUUUCAGCUGGGAUAAAGUUAUACAGAUGUCCCCAGUUGAAAGACUGGAACAUGCUUUCAACAUAGCCAAGAACCACCUGGGAAUUGAGAAACUGUUGGAUCCUGAAGAUGUUGCUGUACAGCUUCCAGACAAAAAGUCUAUUAUCAUGUAUUUAACCUCUUUGUUUGAGGUCCUUCCUAAGCAAGUCACUAUGGAAGACAUCCGGGAGGCUGUAGCACUUGAAGAGGAGCAGGGCAGUUCUAGAGCAGAGACUCCCAGCACAGUGACAGAGGUGGAUAUGGACUUGGAUAGCUACCAAGUUGCUCUAGAAGAAGUUCUUACAUGGCUGCUGUCAGCUGAGGAUGCAUUUCGGGAACAGGACGAAAUAUCUGGUGAUGUUGAGGAAGUCAAAGAGCAAUUUUCGACCCAUGAAGGUUUUAUGAUGGAACUGACUGCCCACCAGAGCAGUGUGGGCAGCGUUCUGCAGGCUGGAAACCAACUGGUGGCUCAGGGAAAUCUGUCACCGGAAGAGGAGUUUGAGAUCCAGGAACAAAUGCUGCUGCUGAACUCGCGCUGGGAGGAUCUCAGGGUGGAGAGCAUGGACAGGCAGUCCCGCCUGCAUGACAUGCUGAUGGAGCUCCAGAAGCAGCAGUUGCAGCAGCUCUCCGACUGGCUGACGGUCACAGAAGAACGCAUUCAGAAGAUGGAAUCUCAGCUCUUAGCAGAAGAUUUGGAGUCCCUUCAGAAACAGCUGGAGGAGCAUAAAAGCCUGCAGAGCGACCUAGAGACAGAACAGGUGAAGGUAAACUCCCUAACACACAUGGUCGUCAUUGUCGAUGAAAGCAGUGGGGAAAGUGCAACAGCUAUUCUGGAGGAACAAUUGCAGAGGCUUGGCGAGCGGUGGACAGCAGUUUGCCGUUGGACUGAGGAACGACGGGUCAAGCUGCAAGAAAUUCAGCUUUUAUGGCAGGAGCUGCUGGAAGAGCAGUGCUUAUUGAAAGCUUGGUUAACUGAGAAAGAAGAGGCUUUGAGUAAGGUCCAGACAAGCAACUUCAGAGAUCAAACAGACCUGAGUGUGAAUGUUCGAAAACUAGCAAUUUUGAAAGAGGACAUGGGUAUGAAACGGCAAACGCUAGACCAGCUGAAUGAGAUAGGUCAGGAUGUGGCCCAAAUCCUUGGGAAUGGCAGAGCAUCCAGUAAAAUCGAUCAGGAUCAAGAAGAACUAACUCAGAGGUGGGACAGUUUGGUUCAGAAGCUAGAGGAUUACUCUAACCAGGUAACUCAAGCUGUAGGAAGCGUAGGGAUGUCACAGGUUUCACAGAAGACUGCUGUAGAAACGCCAUUGAAAGAACAGGUAGUGGUUAAACAAUCCAGACAGGAGUUGCCUCCACCGCCACCCCCAAAGAAAAGGCAAAUCCCAGGAGACAGUGAAGCAAAGAAAAAGUUUGAUGCUGAAAGUGCUGAGCUCUUGAACUGGAUUUCAAAAUCAAAAUCUGUGAUUCAGGCCACAGACAUCAAAGAGUACAAGAAGAUGAGAGAUACUUCAAACAUGAAAGAAAAGUUGAAGGCGAUUGAAAAAGAGCAAGCUGAAAAAAGCCAAAAGUUAGAUGAACUGAAACGAAGUGGACAUAUUCUUUCGGAUCAAAUGGGAAAGGAGGGUCUUUCUACAGUGGAUAUAAAAACUGUGAUGGAGAAAAUAUUGUCAGGGUGGAAAGAUAUGGUUCAACAUCUGGAAGAAGUGGCCAGAAAGAUAAAGUACCAGGAAGAUAUAAAUGCUUAUUUUAAGGAAAUGAGCGAGCUUGAGAAGACUAUAAUUGAGAAGGAUGACUGGCUUAAAAAUGACGCUUCUUCAGCAUUCCAGCCCUCAGCAGUCCUGAAAGACUUAUGCCAGCGGGAGUUAACUCAUCUCAUAAGCCUGAGUCCACAUUUGGAACACCUGAAAGCCACCUGCAAGGCACUCACCUCUCAGCCUGCGCCUCCUAACUUCAUUCAGGAAAGCUUGAACGGUUUUCUCGAUCGCUUCAAGUUGACUCGUCAGAAACUAGAGGAAUGUCACCAGCAGCUGAAGAAAGAGACAGAAAGCCAGCCGAGCCAGGACUACGUGGACUCCCUGCAGCGGCUGAAGGACACGCUGAGCGAGCUGCAGUGCAAGCAGCAGUCCAUCGCCAGCGGGCUGAGCGACCCCAGUAAGGUUGAGAAAGCCCUGCAGCAGGCAAAGGCGGUUUGUGAGACACUGGAAGCCCAGAAGCCCAGGGUAGAUAAACUUGCUGAAGAAACAAAGGCUUUGGAGAAACACGGUUCUUCGGAUAUAAAAAAAGUCUACACGCAAGAAUUCAAGCACGUGCAGGGAGACUGGGACAAGUUAAAGCUCAAGAUUUCCAAAGAUGUUAAACUACUGGAGGAAAUUACAUCCAAGUUGAGACUAUUUGAGGCUGAUUCAAAAGUGGUUCAGAAGUGGAUGGAUGGUGUGAAAGACUUCUUAAUGACAGAAAAGGCUGUUCAAGGAGAUACUGAAGGACUUCAAAGACAACUUGACCAGUGCACA
Molecule: messenger RNA, 2970 nt
Organism: Balearica regulorum gibbericeps (East African grey crowned-crane)
Lineage: Eukaryota; Metazoa; Chordata; Aves; Gruiformes; Gruidae
Source: RefSeq, a predicted model, not a curated record